Messenger RNA from Annulohypoxylon maeteangense, 3285 nucleotides. Its product is annotated as DUF803-domain-containing protein. Gene Ontology annotation, biological process: magnesium ion transport. The record is from RefSeq and is a predicted model, not a curated record. Lineage: Eukaryota; Fungi; Ascomycota; Sordariomycetes; Xylariales; Hypoxylaceae. The transcript has 2 exons. Bases 647 to 2716 code for a protein of 689 amino acids. Gene Ontology annotation, cellular component: membrane. Gene Ontology annotation, molecular function: magnesium ion transmembrane transporter activity.
GUAUUCGCAAUCUAUCUAAGUUUGGUAGCUACCUAAUAUUAGGUAAUACAUAUUAUGGACGGUAUGUAUUCACUAUUAAGGUCCCGAGUCCCGUCGCUUUCAUAAUCAACCUAGGCUACAUUAGAUACCUAAGAUACUUAAAGAUACAGAUAUAAUUUCCUAGUUCGUGUUUCUGUUGCAAAUCUUUGACCAUUUUGAAAUGUCCAUUACUUUAGUUGCAUGACUUUCCUCUAGAAUAUUCAACCGAUACUGUAUUCGAAAUCACCCGCAUUCAGCGAAAAUAUCUUACUCGUUCUAUCAAACGCUGACAGCACCGAGCACUUGAGCCGGGGUUCCUGCACUCCACCUCACAUUUGCGCCGAUCAGCAAGUUGCUCCUCACGACUCUCACCUAUUACUUACCUAUAUACAUUUCUACCAUUUCUAUUUCUACUUCUAUCUAAUGUCUUACUAAUGAUCCCGCUUCGAGCGAAGUCCGAUGAAUUCAUUCGCGAUCAGCUCUGAACAACGAACUGGCCAUAAUUGGCGCAAUCAAAUAGCCGGCCGAUCAACCAUUUCGAUAUCCCUUUGCCAGCCCAAUACAACUUAUUCAACUUAUUACAGUAUUGCUACCAUACAUUCGCCCUCUGCGGCCCGCCCACGCGCGGAUGUCGAUCGAACCGACCGGUAGAACCAAUAUCAAUAUGAGUUGGGUCGUAAAGAACGAGACAGGUAGCGACCCUAACGAUGGCGCGGACCUGGGAAACUGGAGUUCGCUCAUUGGCAUCAUAACCGCAAUAUCGGGCAACGUCCUAAUUGCCCUGGCACUCAACGUUCAGAGAUAUUCACAUAUCAAACUACAUCGACGGCGGGUCGAGGCACGGGAACGAGCGAGGGAAGCGUUAAGGAAAGCCCGGGAUGGUCAUCGUAAUGGCUUCGGAACGACCGACAUACCCGAUGGUAUCGCACACGACAAUGGCGACGAAGCAGAUGAUCAGGUGGCCACGCACCCACUGGCUCAGUCGAUUCAAUCAGUAGAUUCCAACCUAACGGAACGAACAUGCGACGAGUCCAAGGUGAACUCGUCCUAUUUGAAGUCCACGUCCUGGUGGAUAGGUCAGGUUCUAAUGACUGUUGGGGAGAUGGGCAACUUCUUAGCUUACGGUUUCGCGCCCGCCUCGAUCGUAUCUCCGCUAGGUGUCGUGGCUCUGAUUUCGAACUGUGUCAUUGCGCCUAUGUUCUUUGGCGAGAAAUUCCGGACGCGCGACUUCUGGGGUGUCGUCAUCGCUGUGGGCGGCGCUGUCACGGUUGUAUUAAGUGCUAAGACAGAAGAGACAAAACUCGAUCCUCAUAAUGUGUGGGAUCAUAUAACAUCGAUGGAAUUCGAGAUUUAUAUGGGUGUUACCUUCUUUUUCAUCGUCGUCCUAAUGUGGGCGAGCCCCAGAUAUGGCAACCGGACAAUCUUAAUUGAUCUUGGCCUCGUUGGACUAUUCGGGGGUUAUACUGCUCUAGCGACCAAGGGCGUCUCUUCGAUGCUUUCAUCAACACUCUUUAAGGCAUUCACUACACCGGUGACGUACGGGAUGAUAUUCAUUCUACUUGCGACUGCUGUUAUGCAGGUUCGAUACGUGAACAAGGCCCUACAACGAUUCGAUUCGACUCAAGUUAUACCUAUUCAGUUUGUACUAUUUACCUUGUCAGUCAUUAUUGGAAGUGCCAUCCUAUAUCGAGAUUUUGAGCGGACAACAUUGCAGCAGGCAGCCAAAUUUAUCGGCGGUUGCCUGCUUACUUUUUUCGGUGUCUUCCUUAUUACUAGCGGCCGGCCGCGACAUGAUGACGAAGAUCAGUUAUCAGAUGAUGAAAACGUAGAAGAGACCAUCGGUCUUCUCGAUCAAGAAAGGGGCAUUCGUUAUACUGACCACGUCGAGCCGUCCGAGCAUGAACAGCAUCCUCCAACUCCACCUCGGCCUCGAUCGUCAAGGCGUUCAUCAUACGCCUCGCGACUCAAUUUUAUACAUACGAGUGCUAAACCUUUAGCGCACCCACAAAGCAGAGCCCCCUCAACUCGCAAAGCCGAUACGCCAGCUUCCAGGACACCAGUGGAAUCAUCACCGCUUCUUGAUAACCCAUGGAAGUAUUCCCCGGAGGAUCAUUCCUCUCACCCGGGGCUACCAUUAAGGUCGUCGGCGGAUAGCGUCCCUACGAUAUACUCGGUAACCUCUGUUGCUGUAUCGGAGCCUUUACAGUCCAACACAAGUCUCCCAAACCCCGACGUCCCACCUCCUUCUCCAGAUCGACCCUCUACUCCACGAGCUCAUCCUUCCAGACCACAUAGUCAUCACUUUUCCAAUGCUUUCAUUUCCCCGUCACCAUUAUCGUCGACGGUCAGUGCUGUAGUAGCAGAUGCUCUCCUGCGCGGUGAAGAAAGUCCAAGCGGCCGAAGGAGAUCUAUUAGGCGAGCGAGACCUAGUAUCAGAUCGAGCUUAUUUGUCCCACAAAGCGAGGACAACAUCAACUCAGUAGCGGAACCUCUUUUCGAAAACUACCGGGAUGAUGAUGAACCUCCCUACCAGGAUGAUCCCUUACCGAUGGAUAACAAGACACUCCGAGGACGAGCACGCAGCUUAAGUAGCGCGCUGGGAGAGUUUUUCGGACGAAAGAAGCGGAGAAGAGAUUCGGAUCCGGAGCCAGGUCCAGACGAAGAGGGUGGAUACAGCGAUACUUCACGGCAGGACUAGUUGACUAAUAAUUAAAAUAGGAGAGGGUCGGUUUUGCGGAACUAUCCAUGGAUGUUGAUAAUGGGGCAGUCCAAACACGCCGAAGCGCAAAAUCUCUUUUGUGUGGGGUGAAAGGGGAAUCGCAUUGGAUAAGGAGUUCUCCGGUAUUUGCGCGUUUUGCCCGUCGGUACUGCUGCCGCUGCCAGGUGUGCGGCUCUGUUCAUCAUGUUCAUCAUACCCAGUCGUAUAGGACUCGCUCACUGGCUUUCGAAAUCCACAUAGAUCUUUUAUUGAAUACGCUAAUUGAGAUAUCCCUUCCGUUCGUCUAAGGGCAGUCGUUCCUUUUCGGUGAAUCUAUAUCAGCGUGUAUAUUAAGACAACAUCUCCGUAUUCGAUACCGGCUAUUUGACUACUCCAAGUGUUCCUCUCACCAAGCCCUAUAAUAUAGGUAGCUUAUUGCAGCUCAGUGUCACAACGCGUUGUCGAAGACACUAAACUGCCCUUGUAAAACGCCAACCUGCAGGCGGAACGCCACUGCUUAGCCUAUUUUCAUAAGGGCAUGCAAUACCUAGUUGAGCAUUAAGACAACU